Messenger RNA from Symbiodinium natans, 2526 nucleotides. NCBI's taxonomy places the organism in Eukaryota, Dinophyceae, Suessiales, Symbiodiniaceae. The record is from the annotation of a GenBank genome assembly.
AUGUUCCUUGAUAGUGUUUGGGGUUCGGAGAGCAUGGACAUAGUCGAUCCCUACUCGCAUCUUGUCCAGGAGAAGCCUGCGGAGGCGGAGAAGCCGGCAGAGCCGGAGGAGCCGCAGGAGCAGGAGAAGGACGCGGAGCCGCUCUCCGGCCCCAAGGUGAAGAGCGUCGGCCUGAACUCUGUGGACUCCACGCUCAAUGUGAUUGCAUCUGGCCGCAUGGUGAGGACUCUGACCGAGGGCGGCAUGCAGUACCUCCUGGCCUGCAUCCGCGCGGACACGGGCAUCAAGUCCGGGCGGUACAUGUUUGAAGUCCGGAUAGUAGAGGCCAUCACGCCCCUGGACACCGGGGAAAGGACGCCGACCCCCAAGCAGCUCCUUCGAGUGGGUUUCUCGCUGGCCGGUAGCUCCCUGUUCCUGGCAGAUGGGUGCGACAGCUUCUGCUUCGAUUCUGAAGGACUCUUCAUUCAUGACAAAUCACGAAAAAAGGCCGCGCCUAAGUUCAAAGACGCCACAGUCGCAGUCCUCCUCAACUUGGACCAGUCGAGCCCCAACAAGAACACCGUGAGCUUGUUCUUGAAUGGUACACGCCAGUGUCCGCCCCAGCCCAUACCAGAGCACCUGUGUGGAAAGCCCCUUUACCCCACCCUCUCAUACAAGAAUGUGUCUGUAGAAGUGAACUUCGGCCCCACUCCCCGCAAAGCCCUGCCAUUUAGCUGCCACAUGCUGGCAAGCGCAGCGGCCGCAGACGUGGAGGCAUCUCCCUGCAAAGCAGCGAACAAGAAGCCCGAGGUGGUCCUGCCCGUGGGCUUGCCCUCUCAGGGAUACUUCGACUGGGUGGACGAGUUCGUGGAAAGGAACCCGGGCUACGUUGAGCUGAGUGAUCGAAAGAUCCUGGAGUGGGCACAGAAGAGUGGCCUCUGGAAACCAAAGGGUGGUGGAUCUCUGGACAAGCCCGAAGGGAGUUUUGGUGUCCCGGCGCUCGAUGACUGGAGCGUGCGCCGAGUUCUGCAGAAUGUCUCCCCUUGCCUGAACCGCAGCUACGUCAUCGGAGAGCUGAAGGCCAACUUGAUUGCCGGUGACCGAGAGGCCACGCUGAGCCGGUUCAACUCGCAGGACUUCGCUCGAAAGGCUGUGGUUGUCAUGGGGGAGCCGACGGCCGAGUACAAGGCGAGGGUCCAGUCCCUCAUCUUGGCCGAGAAGAAGUCCAAGGCGGAGCAGGAGCAGAAGCGAAAAGCGCAGGCAGAAGAGCGGAAGAGGAUGCUCGAGCUGAAGCGCAAGAAGGCGGAGGAAGCAAGGAAGGCGAAGGAGGCGGCGCAGAAGAAGAAGGAGGGCAAGGACGACAAGGAAGACAACGGAGACGACGCGAAGGUCGAGGAAGCUGAGGAGAACGAGGACGUGAAGAUGGAGGAGGCAGCCGUUGUGGAACUGACGGAGGAGGAGAAGUCGCUCUCCUACCGGACGGGUCCCGUCCCAGAUAUCUCAGACCGUGAGCUGACGAAGUCCUUCGCCAAGUUCAGCAUCCCGACCCAAGAGGAGGGCUUCGAUGCAGUCAGCUUUGCCUGGCAGGCCCAGGGUGACUGUGCGGCGCUGCUGAAGAAGUGGAUCCUCCAGAAGAAGCUGACGCAGCGCGCAGAGGACCUGCAGCCCGGCGCCGGCUUCAAAGAGGUGUGGACGAAGUGGCAGAAGACCAUCCAGGAAUGGAGGAGGCGGCACGCCGAGUACAAGGAGCCGUCGAAGCGGAAGGCGCUCGCAGCAAAGAAGCUCGAGGACGCCAAGAAGACCAUGGAGGAGGAGAAGAAGAAGCUGAUGGAAGCCGGGGACGAAGAUGCUGCCAAGGCUUUGGAAGAGAAGUUUGCGCAGGACACGGCCCCAGUGGAGGUCAACUUCGACGACCUCGACGUCUUUGCGGUGGAGGAUGUGAUGGAUCUGGGGAACUGUAUGCCUUUGUUCGCGAACUUUGUGUAUGAGGACUGGACACUGCUCACCCUAAGGGCAGAGCUCCACCUCCUCCUCCACAGCUUCAAGAAAGACUUGGACGAUCCAGAUCGGCCGGGCUUCGUGGAAGCUCAUCUGGCAUACUACUAUCAGAAGUACUUCAAGAAAAGCUGGAACUUCGGCCAGUACGGCCUUGCGAAGUUCACAGAUUUGUUGGACAUCAUGAAGGAUGCCCUCACCGUGGACAGCACCUCCAACUUCCUCCAGGCCGUGCAAGCCGAAGACGUGGGGCUGGAGACAUUCCUCAAGUACACUGAGGACCACCGACGAGAACGGGAGCGAAGAGUCGAUGCAGGCGACGAGACGGCCAAGCUGAAGUUCACCAGGCCAACGCCGCCCCCCACGCGGCAGGCAGACAAGGGCAAGGGCUCGGUCAGCGGCAAAGGCAAAGCUGCCACUCAAUCGUCAGCCUACGAAAGUUCUUAUCAGACAAAGCGGCCGUACCAGCAAUCUUCUGGGCCGCCAGCCAAGCAACCCCGGACAUCGUAUUCCUCGUACGGGUCGUAUCAUGGUUACCAUGGUCGACGAUAG